GAGGCUCAGCUGCCGCUGGUUCGCUGAUGAGCAGCAGCUCAGUUAAAGCAGAGAGACGCGUUCGCUGCUGUUCGGCUGAAGAUGGGUUCGGAACGGCUGCUGUUGUUGAUGUUUGUCGCCGCUGCAACGGCGCAGAACGACGUGUCGGUAGACUGCGGCGGGGAUUCGGUGACGGUCCGCUGGAGACUGGACUCUCCUCAGAAGCUGGAUCUGUCCAGAGCUCUGCUGGGAGACUGUCCUCCGAUCUCCACGGAGUCCGGCGACACGCUGCUGUUCUCCGUCUCUCUGCGGGACUGCGGCUUUCACCGGCAGGUAACUCUGGACCGGGUCACAUACUCUAACCUGCUGACCUAUGACCGGCGGCCGGCGCUGACCUUCCUCUCCCGCUCCGUCCGGUGCGUCUAUGACCUACCUGCAAGCAGGACGACGGUGUUCAGCGCUGAGGAAGACUAUGAUGAUGGAGCGGUGACCUUCAGCUUGGAGCUCAUGAACGGUGAUUUCAGCGCUCCGGCUCCGUCUCUGCGCUUCCGGAUGGGCUCCGCUCUUCUCGUCAGAGCCACGGUGGAGUCUCGGAGCCGCAGGCCGCUGUGGAUCUACAUGGAGAGCUGUAUGGUGGCCACGGACGCAGACAUCAGCCGCGCUGCUCGGGUGCAUCCCAUCAUCGCCAACGCUGGGUGUCUGAUGGAGAGUAAAUGGGGAAACUCCAGCUUUCUGCCGAGGCGGCGUCCUGCUGAAAUACGCCUCUAUCUCCAAGCCUUCAAGUUUGCUCUUGGACAGAAUAUCUUCCUUCUCUGUGAUCUGGAGGCGUGGGACGUCCAGCGUGUGGACCGCAGAGCGUGUCACUACAUCCAGCAGCAGCGCAGGUGGAAGCUGCUGGAUGAUCCGUCCCAGAGCUACGUCUGCUCCUCCUGUGAUUCCAGCUUCUUCCGGAGGACAAACGCUGCGAGCGGCGUGUCGGCUCGUAAAGUCCUGGGGCCGUUUGUGAUGGAGGAGGAAUCUCUGGAGACGCCGUCGAGCGCCGAGCACGCUGUGAGUGAUGCUCCGGUGUGGCUGAUGGUGGUGUCGGUGGCAGCGGCGCUGGGGACCGUCGUGGGUGUUUUGGCCGUCAGUUAUUACCUGUGUUUCUGGAGAGGAGGACGCUUGGGCUACAGGCCCAGCAGAGAUCUGCUCACCAAAUACUGACCAUUAGCUUCACAAUAAACCUGCUGAAGCGGUUGCAGUGUUUCUCGUGUGUUUUGUCCAUCAGGGGGCGCUGGAGCUCCUGUACCUGCAUGUGUUUGAGCAGAUGGUGUAAAAGAAAAGCAAGGUGGAUCAUAUGCUAAUAUCAAUGUAAUAUAUUGGAUAACUUUGUUCCUUUUGUGAGGAGCAAUUGCAAUGCUGCUAAAGCUAAUACCCACAGCAGCAAGACACUUCAGUGACGAUACUAGGCCUAUAUUUAGUGUUUCAAUACAUUACUGCCCAUAGAAGAAAAUGAGGGACUGAAGAGUU
Molecule: messenger RNA, 1488 nt
Organism: Onychostoma macrolepis
Lineage: Eukaryota; Metazoa; Chordata; Actinopteri; Cypriniformes; Cyprinidae
Exons: 10
Coding region: 82-1182 (366 amino acids)
Biological process (GO): binding of sperm to zona pellucida; positive regulation of acrosome reaction; egg coat formation
Cellular component (GO): extracellular matrix
Molecular function (GO): acrosin binding
Source: RefSeq, a predicted model, not a curated record